AUGGAGGAUGAGGAUCGAUUGUACCGACUAAAUGGCAUCGCUCACGUGGCAGGAAAUAUCGACGAAGAGCCUAGUAGGGUUAUUACAGCCGUUAGGCGGCAGCAGAAUAUGCCCUUACAUGACCGGAUUAUACCGUAUCUGGAGACUGCGGGGUUGUAUCAUCUUGCUAGGCUAAACAGUCAGUGGUUCUGGGUUGAUGAGUCUCUGCUUAGCGCAUUUAUUGAGCGUUGGCGUCCGGAGACCCACACGUUCCAUAUGCCGUUUGGUGAGUGCACCAUUACUCUACAGGAUGUUGCGUAUCAGCUGGAUUUGCCGAUUGAUGGUGAACCCGUUAGUGGGUGCUUGACUGAGUUUGAGAAUCUGAUGGAACACGGUAAACCAGCAUGGGUGUGGUUCCGGGAGUUGUUCGGGGAGUUACCUCCGCAGAGUAAAGUGAAGCAGAUGACAGUGUGCUACACCUGGUUCCACGAGAGGUUCCGUGUUCUCCCUGCAGAUGCUACUGAUGAGACCGUUCGUGUAUACGCACGCACUUAUAUCCUGAUGCUGUUGUCGUCCCAGCUGUUUGCGGACAAGAAUGCAAACAGGGUACACCUUCACUGGUUGCCUUUUCUGGCAUCAUUGGAUGACUUGGGCAGAUAUAGCUGGGGCUCCGCUGCACUAGCCUGGUUGUAUAGGUGUCUUUGUCGUGGUACAAACAGGAACGUCGUUAACUUGGCUGGGCCGCUACACCUACUACAGUCUUGGAUUUUCUGGAGGUUUCCCACUCUGAGGCCCACUGGUUUUGACCGGUUUGGUUUUCCGCUUGCUUCUAGGUGGGCGGAGUUUGUUCCGAGGAACGAUGCAGGGGCACAGAGAUUAGUUUCCGCACGCCUUGCACUUGAUCGGCUGCUUGUCCACGAUGUGAGUGACUUAUUCAUUACUGAUGGUCGAUCUAGUUUUUCUUACAUGGCACUGCCUCAUGAACGUCUUACUGUCUGUAUGCAGUUUGUGUGGGAGCCUUAUUCUCAUGCUGAUGUUACUGCUGUUAUUCAUCCGGAGAUACUAGUUGAUCAGCACCGACGGCUAUGGACGGCCGUCACUAGCCUGAUAUAUUUUGCUGCGAUCGAGUGGCAUCAGGUGGAUAGGGUUCUACCCCAGUUCGGCGGUGUUCAGCCUCUCCCAGAUGUAGCUCUGAACAUAGAUUGGCUACAUGCGAAGGAUGGUAGGGGUGGGGACCGGUGGUUUCCUUCAUAUUAUCGGGAGUGGCACCAGUAUUGGGAGAACCGGCAUCAGUCGGUCAUAUGGGUCGAUCAUGUCCUCGACCCGGGUCCAUCAUCAGAUUACCUAGAGUGGUGGUGCCGUGUGGCGCACAGGUUCCUAUCCCCAGAUGUAGCAUUUCAGGAUCCGAGGCCGAUUGUGUUGACUGAGGAGGCGCGUCACAGAGGGUCAUCCCAGGAACCUCCUAGAGUUCAUGUUUAUGACAGACCAGAUAACAGACGAGUUGAUAGGCGUCGCCGUAUUGGGACCCGGACCACCGAUCGCGAGUGGAGGGAGUUUGCCGACCGAUUGGAGCAGGACGUUCCUGGAGCUGAGGCUGGGGAUCCAGUGGACUACCGUGUUCCUCGACGUAGAGGCAGACGGCCACCUGCGCGGCCUGACCGUCGAGGUGGGCAUGAUGGAGGACCAUCCGAGCAGGGGGGCGGCACUAGUCACGUCGCCGCUGAGGAUGUAGUUGGAUCAGCAGCAGGCAUGUCUCAGCCGACGUUCGACGUGGGUUCUAGCUCACAGCUGUUUGGGAACGUGAGCCCAUAUGGUUUUGCCGAGUUUACGACCGCGGCUGUUGGGGUGGACGUUGCUGAUCCCGUUACUGAGUCCGAGUUUUACAGAGACAUAGCUGACAUGCUUAGGGAUGAUGAUCAGACCCAUUAUAGGCCACAGAUGCCUGAGGAGCAUGCCCAGUUUGGUGCUCAGCAGACAGGCAGUGACGAUGUUCAGGCUCAGUUGGGAGUUGACCUGAACGAGCCAGUAGUUUCGCCGUCCGACCCAUGGUUUGCUUUAGGAGGUACACCUGCCUCCGCUUUCAGCGCGGCUCCCGCACACCCCACAGCACCAGCGGCAGAUCAGCGACCUAGGCGGGUUAGACAUCCUCCUUUGUGUGGCACCGGAGGGCACUUGCUUGGCCAGUUCGAUGACGAUGACAGUGACACCAUUGAGGAUUCUGAUUAG
Molecule: messenger RNA, 2205 nt
Organism: Arachis stenosperma
Lineage: Eukaryota; Viridiplantae; Streptophyta; Magnoliopsida; Fabales; Fabaceae
Product: serine/threonine-protein phosphatase 7 long form homolog
Exons: 3
Coding region: 1-2205 (734 amino acids)
Biological process (GO): meristem maintenance; meristem development
Source: RefSeq, a predicted model, not a curated record